Scutellospora calospora is the source of this 414-nucleotide messenger RNA. Lineage: Eukaryota; Fungi; Glomeromycota; Glomeromycetes; Diversisporales; Gigasporaceae. The record is from the annotation of a GenBank genome assembly.
AUGGCUAUUCAUUACAUUAGACAGUUUGAAAUUGGUGAUGUUGUUUUUCUUAAAAGAAAAUUUAUUACCUACAAAAACUAUUAUAUUGUUAGUGCUACUUCUAUUAAAGUUACAACUUUGGAUUUUGAUAGUAUGCCUGCAACUAGAAUGAACAUUGUAGUCACAGGUUUUACUACACAAAUAGUAAAAAAUAUAGAAGGAAACAUAAUACUAGAAUUCUAUGUUGAAGAAAAAAUUGGUACAACAACUACUAGAAGAAGCCAAAACCUUCAAGCUGCCUUGGAAGCAAAUCCUAUUCCGAUUACUACUGAACAAACAAAUCAGAAAAUCAAUAAUAGUCAAGUUGAUCAGAAUAGUCAAAGAAUUGCAUGUGUUUACUGUGAAAAAUUGUUAUAUCCAGAAAAAGCUCUCUGA